AGGUAUUAACUUCUACGCUUCUCUUUCUGCAAUUACUCUUUAAGAGCAUCUCUUUCUAGGAUAUUGAGUAUUGCUAACUUGAGCGUUGGAGUGUUUUCCCCGAGCAAACAUCCUCGGGAAUUUUAGGUGUGGAAGCAGCUGAAAAUAUCAACAGUGUUGGAUCACGAAGCUACCCAAACAUUUGGCGCCGUCUGUGGGAAACCGAACAAAAAGCAUUGUGACUUAACCAGCACAAGCUGAAAAUGGUGCGCACCUUCACAAGAAACCACCCCCCAAGAGGGGAUGUGGACGAUCAGGAUAACACUCAGGUGUUGGAAAGUGAUCUCAAUGACUUCCAAACGCUUCUGAGAAACCUCUUCGUUGGCGGUGCAGAACAAGAACAGUCGAACACUUCAGAUGAUGAUGAAAGAACACCUAUAGGGUAUGCAACCCAACUUGAAGAACAGUUUCACAUCUCAUCUGAAGCUAGACGAAGGCAUUCCAGGCAUAAUACUACACAACCUGUGGAGAGACCUGUAGAAUCUGCUCGAACGGGCGAGCAACCGGCUGCAGUAGUUGCAACCCGUAACUCCCCGGCCCUAAGCAAUGUAGUGGUCCCAACCAAACCAAGAGGAAGUGGGAAGUUGAACCUAGAGCCUAGCUCGUCCAGGCAUAAUGAAGCGUUACUAAAGAAGAAUGUCGACGUUGAGAGACAACUCAAAGACGGGUAUGACCAACCUCAGGGGCAGAGGUAUCAGCUCGGCAGCAGCCAGGAUGUGUAUCAAGAUAACCAAUAUCCUUUCGAGCAGGGUAGAGAGUACAGGGGACGUCAGUUCAAUAGGCGAGGCCAAGGACAGAGAAGUACCACUCAGAACCAAAAAGAUAGGAAAGGGGUAGGCUAUGCUGGGAUACCCCCACCCUCUGGCACAAUAAACAUGAUCUCGGGUGGUAUACACUCAGGAGGCCAAAGCGCUUGGGGCCGCAAGGUAUAUGCCCGUCAGGUGAUGACCAUUAAUAAGAACAGGCCUUUGAAGUGGCCAUUCAAGGAGGCGGAAUGGGAGAAUCCACCCAUUACAUUUAGCUCGAUAGAUUAUAAGCGAGCAGAAGGAAAGCCCAACGUUAUGAUACCUCAUGCAGAUCCUUUUGUGGCAACGGUCCAUAUAGGCAAUCAUAACGUCAACAAGGUCUUUAUUGAUACUGGUAGUUCACCAGAUAUCCUGUAUUGGAGCUGCUUUCAAAAGAUGCAGCUGAAUUGGAGCUCGCUGCAGAAGUAUGAAGAUAUGGGAAGAGCCACCCUAUGCGAGCUGAAGGCUGUCAUCUCACAACCUCAUCUCUGUAUGAAGUUCCCAACUCCUCAAGGGGUAGGAGUGCUUAAGGGGAACCAGAAGAUGGCCAGAGCCUACUAUCAAGAUACAUUCAAGAAGGUUGAGCUCACUGCAGCCCCGGUCAAUCAAGAUGUGUUUGCGUGGACGACGGAUGAAAUGCUUGGCAUUCCAACAGAGUUGGCAGUCCACAAGCUCAGCACGGACCCCACCAGAAGGCCGGUGGUUCAUAAACGUCACCUUUUUGGUCUUGAGAAGUUCAUAGCCAGGUCAGCAAAAAGAUACCUCCCAUUCUUUAAAGCCUUGAGAGAGCCCAAGAACUUUCAGUGGACCGACGAAUGUCAGCAAGCAUUGGACGAGCUCAAGCAAUAUUUGGUGUCAGCACCCCUGCUUUUAAAGCCUGUGGAGGGGGAAAGUUUAUACCUAUAUCUGUGGGUUACAGAGGAGGCCUUGAGCUCCGUUUUACUCAAAGAACAUGAUAAACAUCAGAAGCCCAUCUGCUACAUGAGCAAGGUUUUACAGGGCGCGGAGCAAAACUACCCACUAGCAGAAAAAGCUGCUUUUGCCCUUGUCUACACGGCUCGCAAAUUGAGAGCUUACUUUCAGUUACACAAAAUUGUUAUCUAUACCGAUCUACCGUUGAGGAAAAUACUACAGAACCCGAACUCUCUGGGCAGGCUGUGGCAUACUUCGGUAGACUUCCUAGUGGAGUGCCUCUCGACGAAUGUGGAAGAAAAGGCACCUAUAUACCCAGCCUGGGUUUUAUAUGUAGAUGGAGCUGCUAAUAUUGAAGGAUCGGGUGCUGGAGCAGUGCUAAUCGAUAAGAUACCCAGAGCAGAUAACAAGCGAGCUGACGAGCUAUCAAAAUUAGCUUCCUCGCAAGGUAUCAAUCCUCAAAGAUCAACAAUUGUGGAGGUACUUGAUGCACCAAGCUACACAGACUUCACAAUUGAGUGUCAAUUGCUAAGCACAAAUCCCUCUUCGCCGAGCUGGACUACCCCCCUCGUUGAGUAUUUGCGAAGUGGCGAGCUACCUAAAGACCCAUCCACCUCAAAGGAAGUUCAUGAAGGAGUAUGUGGCACACAUAUAGGUGGUAAAACAUUGGCUCGAAAACUCCUGAGACAUGGGUAUUAUUGGCCUACUAUGAUUGAGAACGCACAGAGUUAUGUCAAAAAGUGCCCGACCUACCAGUUCAAUGCUGAUGACAUUCACAUGCCAAGAGAAAUGCUAUCAUCACUCUUAUCACCCUGGCCUUUUGCUCAAUGGGGAGUCAAUCUACUCAGCCCUUUUGUUAAAGGCAAAGGAGGUUGCACAUAUCUAGUUGUUGCGGUGAAUUACUUCACCAAAUGGAUAGAAGCCAAACCAUUAUCCACGACAACAGAGAAAAAAAUAGAGGAAUUCCUAUUUAACUCAAUAUUAUGCAGGUUCAACAUACCUAAACGGGUCAUCACUGACAAUGGUCCACAAUUCCGAGCCGCAGCACUCAGGUCAUUCUGCAACGAUUAUGGCAUUGAGUUCACCUUGGCGUCUGUAUAUACUCCACAAUCAAAUGAGCAAGCCGAGUCCGCCAAUAAAAUCGUCUUCUUGGCUAUAGGCGAAACCCCAUUCAGCCUCGCCUAUGGAGCUGAGGCCGUCAUCCUUGUAGAGGUCGGACUGCCAUCCGAUAGAUCAAAUCGAUACAAUGAUCCUAGUAAUGAGCAGCUUUUAAGAGAGAACCUAGACCUUGUAGAAGAGGUUAGGGAGAUGUCUCGAAUAAAAAACAUGGCACAUCAAAGUUGUGUUGUUAGAUUUUAUAAUAAGAGAGUCCGAGCUCGUCAAUUUCAAGUUGGCGAUCUGGUUUUACGCAAGGCUGGGCUCACUAACGCUUACUCACAUAUGGGAAAACUCGCUCCGAACUAGGAAGGUCCUUAUAUGGUUAUUCGUGUUAAACGACCUGGGUCUUACCAGUUAGCAGAUCUACAAGGUCGUCAAUUACCAUUCAUAUAGAACAUACAUAACCUUAGAAAGUUUUACAGUUAAUAUGUAUGUUAUUAUCUUAUCAAUAAACUGCACAUGACGAUGUAAAGAAUGUAUACAACAAUAAAUACAGAAAUUUCAA
Rubroshorea leprosula is the source of this 3399-nucleotide messenger RNA. Lineage: Eukaryota; Viridiplantae; Streptophyta; Magnoliopsida; Malvales; Dipterocarpaceae. The record is from the annotation of a GenBank genome assembly.